This is a messenger RNA of Exophiala oligosperma, 2670 nucleotides long. RefSeq lists its product as uncharacterized. The record is from RefSeq and is a predicted model, not a curated record. NCBI's taxonomy places the organism in Eukaryota, Fungi, Ascomycota, Eurotiomycetes, Chaetothyriales, Herpotrichiellaceae. The transcript has a single exon. Gene Ontology annotation, molecular function: zinc ion binding; RNA polymerase II cis-regulatory region sequence-specific DNA binding; DNA-binding transcription factor activity, RNA polymerase II-specific. The coding region runs from base 1 to 2313 and encodes 770 amino acids. Gene Ontology annotation, biological process: positive regulation of transcription from RNA polymerase II promoter by galactose; DNA-templated transcription. Gene Ontology annotation, cellular component: nucleus.
AUGGACCCAAGGAGUCGCGAGUUUGGAACCGCUCCCGUCCAGCCAGGUGAGCCACCUCCCGACACGGACAGUAAUGCAACUCGUAAGCGAAGGAAGGCCGUCCUUGCUUGCGAUCCGUGUAGGUUGCGGCAUCUCAAGUGCGAUGCUCUGUAUCCUGUUUGUCGGCAAUGUCUACGAAGACAGUCUUCAAACUUGUCAUGCACAUACCAGUCUCCCUCACUGGAGAUUCUGAGACAAAAAGAGUACAUCGCUACUUUGCAAAACCGGAUUGAAGAGCUAGAGCGUGGGAACCGCCAACUCAACGGUCUGCUAACCUCUCCAGAGACCGGGAACAAGAGCCACGAGCCACGAGCCACUGCUACGCUAGGAAGUACUGAGCAUGAGUUCGCCACCCAGCAAACAGACAUGGCGACAUGGGAUCCACUGCAGCCACAACAUCAGGGAGAGUCCAGCCCAGUGGAUGCUAUGGGUGCUAAUUCGACAGUACAACCUGAUGGCCAAGCACACGAUAGCCGAUACUAUGGCAGCUCUUCUGCCGUGUCGUUCAUGCAGCAGGUCUACGAAACCAUCCCGAAUGGCAAUUCCUCAAAUGCGCCGGAUGGCUCAGUGAAUCAUCCGCCACUGCAUCAUCCGGAUGCGAGAGGCUCGAGGUUCUGGACCUUAAAAGAACAAGGAUUGUCGCCUCUAUUCCCUCGGUCCCUGAUGGACACCGCGUUGAAUUCUUACUGGAAUAGAGUCUAUCCAUUGUAUCCUUUCAUUCACAAGCCGACAUUUAUACAGUCCUACGAGCAAUUAUGGGACCUCGGAAGCGAACCAAACACUCCCGAAGCUGGACUCGGAGGCUCCGCAGAAUACGGUCCCCGCAGCAUCGUCUUCCAUUGCGCGCUGAAUGUCAUGCUGGCUCUGGCGACGCAAUUCAUGGAUAUGCCACUGGACGAUCGCCGCAGGCUGGAAGAGGCGUUUGCGAACAAGGCAAAAGACCUAUGCCGACUUGACCUAUUCGACGAUGGGUCUUUGGCAGUCAUUCAGACUCUCCUGAUUAUGACCCAGUAUCUUCAAUGCACGCCUCACCCCAACCGAUGCUGGAACUGCAUCGGGAUAACCUGUAGGCUGGCUCAAAGCCUCGGACUACACAUCGAGACCCCCCAAGUAGAGAAAUUGACAGGGCCGUUUGCAUUGGAGAUGCGCCGUCGUGUAUGGUAUGGCUGUGUCACCCUGGACGCAGUUGUGAGCAUGACGCUUGGACGGCCUCUGAUGCUUGCUAAUCCUGGCAAUGUCCCUCUUCCUCAGGCCGUAGAUGACUACUACCUAGAGCGACCAAACGGUCAGCCGUCCGGUUGGCUCUCAACCAUGGCAUUCUUCGCGGAAUCUGUUAAGCUAUAUCUCAUGCUGGGACAGAUAGUGUCGCAAAUCUACGCUCCGACUCCUGGGCCUUUGCGGUCGUCGCAAGCUUCGGGAAAACCGGCCAGUUUCACCAAUUUCGGGGACUUUGCCUUCAUUCAGAGAAUGGACACCGACAUCGCCGCUUUCGAAGCCAACAUGCCACAUUAUCUCCACUGGGAUCGAAGACACAGACUGGCGCCGGGGCCAUUUGAUGCCCACAUCUUCAAGAUGCAAGCGUCGGUGCUGUACGCUCGGUAUUUGCAUCUCCGCAUCUUACUGUACCGUCCCAUGUUCAUCCAAUAUUGUCAACACGUAUGUUCACAGGCGGAAGAGGAUGAGAGGGACUCGAGGUUUCACGCAAAAGCCACCGAAGUGUCACUCAUCCUCGCUCGUGGACUGUCAAAGACGUGCGUCGAGAACUCGAUCGGCCUGGUCGAGCAAGUACAUGCUCGCUCGACGACCACGGCGACAGGAGCCUGGUGGUACAACUUGUACUAUGCGCGGACGGCGGGGCUCGUUGUGCUGAUGGCAAUGGCCUGUGAUCCGAUCAUAGAUGUUGUCGGCUGGUCGAAGUUGACCGAGAGCUGGAACAAAUGCAAGGCUGCUCUUUCUGCCCUUCUGGUCUUCAGUCCAGCUGCAGUACGGUGUCUCAGGGGCUUGGAAAAGUUACACGAGCAUAUUAUAGGCUCCAAACAGGGACAAAGACUGGCGCAUGAAGAGCCGCUGCCGGGUAGGGAUGCAGAUGAAGAUCCUCUUCAUGAUGCAUGGAGCCGAAAUCGUGAGGACGGUCCUCAAUCUCACCUCCCAGAUCACGACCUUGAGCCUGGCGCUGCUGCGAGCUUUCUGGAUGAUCUCGGCAGCUUGGAAUGGCCGAAUGAAAUGGAGGCGAGCAUGCUCGAAGGAAUUUUCUCCUUUGAUCUAUUCGAAUGAAUCUGACCUUCAAGUAUACGACACAUCGCCAGCUCAAGGGAAUAGUCGACAACCUCUCUCUUGAAAUAAGGCCGAGUUUUCAGCGACGAUGCCGAAUACCACCAUCAAGCUUGCAGUAAAAGAUUGUUCCGACUCAAGUGUACCUCGGUAGCUGGGACUUCUGGGCUGGCAAAGUUACACUACGAAGCGGCUGAGACUUUCAAAGGAACAAUUUCGACCUGCUUGAGCACUUCGAUGUUCGAGCCGACCACGAAAUAUGCUGUGCAUCCGGCAUGGAAAGAAUGAGGUCGUAUUGGAAAUCGCCUGUGCGACGCAGUAUGUACAAGUACAAGUGCGGAUGUACUCCGUAGUUUCGAA